Messenger RNA from Fusarium vanettenii 77-13-4, 372 nucleotides. RefSeq lists its product as uncharacterized. Lineage: Eukaryota; Fungi; Ascomycota; Sordariomycetes; Hypocreales; Nectriaceae. The annotation marks the transcript as partial. The record is from RefSeq and is a predicted model, not a curated record. The transcript has a single exon.
CCCAUCAUCUACAUCAAUGCCUUCCCUGGAACAGGCAAGCUUACAAUCGCCAAACACCUGGUCUCACUCUUCCAAACCGGGUCUGUCAAGCUUAUUCACAAUCAUCUCCUCAUCAACCCUGCCGAUGCAGUCCUUGACCGUGAUCAAGAAGGCUAUCAGAAACUUCGCCGCAAGAUCCGUCGAGCCAUCUUCAAGCCGCUCAUCAAAAACGAGGAAACGUACCAUUGUGCGUACAUUUUUACCGACUUCCAAACCGACAACGACCUUGGUAUAAAUACCAGCCUGGAAUACAUGCACUGCGCCGAGGAACGUCACUGCCAGUUCAUCCCAAUCACCCUUGUGUGCGAGGAGUCAGUGAACCUGAAGCGGCUG